Messenger RNA from Pecten maximus, 2363 nucleotides. Its product is annotated as secretory phospholipase A2 receptor-like. The transcript has 10 exons. The record is from RefSeq and is a predicted model, not a curated record. Bases 146 to 1414 code for a protein of 422 amino acids. NCBI's taxonomy places the organism in Eukaryota, Metazoa, Mollusca, Bivalvia, Pectinida, Pectinidae.
AUAACAGCUCGUAUGGCCUUAGAAAGCGGAACUAGCACCCUAAGCUGCGGUGAUAGGAUAUUGACUUUAAAAACAUUGUUAUCUGAGUUUCCAUGGAUAGAUAUAUAAGGAAUUCGUAGAAAAGAGUUACCAAGAAGCCUUUGAAAUGACACGCCAAGAUUUACUUACCAUCUGUUUUCUGGUUCUUUGUCUUGGUGGCUGGACAGUAAUGAGCUUUCCAGGUCCUUGCGAUCACGGUUGGUAUUACCGAAAAGGAAUUUGUUAUUAUUUCCAUACGGAACAGAAGACUUGGGACGACGCCAACGAGACCUGUAUCAGUCAGAACGCAACACUGGUACAAAUAAAGGACAUUGAGCUCAACACGUAUUUAGCAGUUACGGCUGCGACAAUUUUUAACCCCAUCCGCUACUGGAUUGGCUUAAAGCGUCCCGAGGAUUUCGAAUAUAGGAACGUCGGCGAAAACACCACAAUAGCUCUUAACUGGCAACAAGGGGAACCUAAUGAUGGACCUGAAGCAUGUGUCUUCUCUGAAAAUAGUAAGAUGACUGACAGCAAGUGUAUUGUAACCAAUGGUAACGAUCCGCGAGGCUAUAUAUGUCAAGUGCUGAGUAGCUGUGCGGAUGGAAACCUAGAUAAAAACGGGUUUCAACACAACGAUAUAUAUAACUACAGUAGUAAUGAGUGUCUAAUGCACUACAGAUUCGCGGAACAUGUGGUUCUUAAUUGGACUCAAGGAAACGAAAAUUGUGCUAACAUUCCCGGUCGCUUAGUGCAUAUGACAUCCGAUAUCGAAUCUUUUCUCAAUGAAAAAAUGGCUGAUAUUACUACAACCAGUUUCUGGAUCGCAGCAAGGCCUUACAAAGAGGACAUUUUUUAUUGGUUAGACGGAAGUGUGAAUGACAUGAACGACACCUGGGCCCCUGGCGAACCUAACAGGCUGAGCGAAAACUGUGUAUUUGUGCAGGGAAAUGAGGGAUCCUGGCUUGAUAUUGACUGCCAUGGGAAUUUUAGUUUUAUAUGUGAAAAGAACGCAUAUCCAUAUGAUCCAUCGCUAUCGACCACUUCCUCAAAUCAGGACUCAACUAAUGCGUUUGAUUGCACCUGCAGAUGUUCUCGUCUGGGGAAAAGGUUGAUAGUAAACAUGACUCUUGAAGAGCUUCAGUUCGCCGUGGCUCAACUAAAACGUGAAUUAGCAGUGAACAAGUCCACGCUUUCCUCUGUUAUCAGACGAAAGACAUCGGCCGGGGAUCAGAGACAAUCCGCCGCCAUAAUGGGUUAUGUUGGAACCGCUAUCAUAUGUGUUGUAAUAGGACUUGUUAUUAUAACAGACGUGCCACUGAUAGUUAGAACAGUACGGCGCUUUCUCAGAAAAACAUGUUUUGUGUCUCGCACACCAAAAACUCAUCCACGCUGAGAAACGCAAUCACACCAAAACAUGUUAGACAUUUUGCCCCACUCGUAUAUAAUACCAAGCACCAAACUUGCUGACGUUUUUAGUGAUUGUUUCCCUUGGUGCAUACUCCUUGCCAUGUUGCUAGUUGCUAGAAUAAUGUUCUGGAACAACCAACCCGUAUCUCGUAAUCCCAAACAUAUUUUUGCUGUUGAAACCGUCUUGCUCCUUGCUUACAGAAAAACCACAAUAGGUGGGUGUUAUAUAAUCAUUACCACACGUGGGAUAAACUCAAAAUGCGUUUUGAUUGGUUGAAACGGUGAACUUGGACCGGGACUAUUUUUUAAUCACGUGGUUGAAUGCCAUUUGAUUGGCUAAUACUUGAAGACCGCUUCACGAUGUCCUGGAAAUGAUAACACACAAGAAGAAGUUCGCAGUUGUUUUGUUAUAUUCUUGAAAAUAUAUUAAGGUAUUUAUUAAUUCAUUGCUUUGAAAGAAUAUACCUUCUUAUCGUUUUGUUAUGAUUUGUAAUGAAUUGUUAUAUUUCCAUACCUUUUUGAAUUUGUCAGUUUUGCAUAAUAAUUUUAAAUUAGGUCAUAUCCUUAAACAACACUUGAUAUUGUGAAAAGAACACAUGUUGCCACAAAACAGGUCACUUCAUUCUCAAAAUAGCUUUUCUAUUGUGGUAGAAAGAAGUCACACAAACUCGUGGUUGUUGUUUUUUCACUCUCGUUAUUUAUUUUUCAAAAGUUACAAAAAAGCACUCGCUAAAGCUCAUGUUUUUGUAACUUAAAAAAAUAUAUUUGAUAUUCGAUAUUUGUUAUUACGAAUUUUUACUUCCUCACAGAUCUGACAGGAAGUUUGAAUAAUCUUUGUAAAAUUCACAUCAUCAUCAUCGUCGUCGGCGUCGGCGUCGUCGUCACCACCAUCAUCAUCAUCAUCAUCAUCAUCAUCAUCAUCAUCAUCAUCAUCA